UCAACUCCUCAGGACCUUUUCUCUCCCUCUGUACCCAAUGCCGACCUUCUCUUCCCCUUAGCCCUCUUAGUGAAUGAUGGUUUAUUUAUUUCUAUAUGGAAGACAUAGCUGAAAGGGUUGAUUAGGAAAAUUGUUUUUGCUAAUUCCAUCACAUCGUGUAGGGAAAAGAUAGAACUUAAUUACUUAAUUGGGUAACAAGUAGAGAAAUACAGCAAUCAGACAAUAAAAUGAACAAUUACUUUUUUCCUUAAAAAAUUAUUGUAAGUCUGAGCUCAAUGAUACACAACUAGACCAUCAAAUUAUUUUCAUAUUGAGGAAAACAGAAACUCUUUUGGAUAACCCUGCAUUCCAGGCUUUUGGUGGAAAAGACAAAGACAUGCACUGUACAGCGUUAAGUACUUGGGAGACAUGAUUUUAACCAGGAUGUAACUCAAUUAUAUUAGUGACUUAUAAAGAGUCUGGAGAAAAUAUUUCUUUAUUUGAGCAUGGACACUGUCAGAUUAAAGGUGCAGUGGUUCUAAAUGCUGUUUGUUCCAGCCCUGUCUUCGAUUGCAACAAUGUGAGUGUCUUGUCUGUGCUGGUGGAUUAUUAACAGAGGUUAUUGGUCUCCAUGGCAAAGCGAUUGAAUGAUUGCUCUGAACGUAAUCUCAUUUAUGGGGGUGCAAAAAAAAAAGCACUUCAGGUCAGGGAGAAUGUAUAAAUGUCCGUCGCCAUCAAGGUUCUGCUAUUUUUUAGAAGCUGAAGCGACUCCAAGGACGCAGUUCAUAGAAAUUUGGUUCUCAGCCCCAAAAUACUGAUUGAAUUGGGCACAAUUACAAGGACUUUCUGGCCAAAAACCCUUGAAGAGGCCCCGUGAAGGAGGCAGUGAGGAGCUUUUGAUUGCUGACCUGUAUUGUACCACCCCAGCAUGUGCACUGGGGGCUGUGCCAGAUGCCUGGGGGGCACCCUCAUUCCCCUUGCUUUAUUUGGCUUCGUGGCUAACAUCCUGUUAUUUUUUCCUGGAGGAAAAGUGAUAGAUGACAACGACCACCUUUCCCAAGAGGUCUGGUUUUUCGGAGGAAUAUUAGGAAGCGGUGUCUUGAUGAUCUUCCCUGCGCUGAUGUUCUUGGGCCUGAAGAACAAUGACUGCUGUGGGUGCUGCGGCAACGAGGGCUGUGGGAAGCGAUUUGCGAUGUUCACCUCCACGAUAUUUGCUGUGGUUGGAUUCUUGGGAGCUGGAUACUCGUUUAUUGUCUCAGCCAUUUCAAUCAACAAGGGUCCGAAAUGCCUCAUGGCCAAUAAUACAUGGGGCUACCCCUUCCACGACGGGGAUUAUCUCAAUGAUGAAGCCUUGUGGAGUAAGUGCCAAGAGCCUCUCAAGGUGGUUCCCUGGAAUCUGACCCUCUUCUCCAUCCUGCUGGUCGUAGGAGGAAUCCAGAUGGUUCUCUGCGCCAUCCAGGUGGUCAAUGGCCUCCUGGGGACCCUCUGUGGCGACUGCCAGUGUUGUGGCUGCUGUGGGGGAGAUGGACCCGUUUAAACCUCUGAGAUAAGCUGCUCAAACUCUACAGCAUGAUGACUACAAUUUCUUUUCAUAAAACUUCUCUUCUUGGGAUUGUUAAUUCCUAUCUGCUUCCUAGCUGAGAAAGCUUAGAGAAGGCAGUUAUUCCUUCUUUCCAACCAGCUUUGCUCGAGUCAGAAUUUUGUUAUUUUCAAAUAAAAAUUAGUUUGGCCACUUAA
This is a messenger RNA of Piliocolobus tephrosceles (Ugandan red Colobus), 1716 nucleotides long. RefSeq names its product transmembrane 4 L six family member 4 (gene TM4SF4). The record is from RefSeq and is a predicted model, not a curated record. Gene Ontology annotation, cellular component: membrane. NCBI's taxonomy places the organism in Eukaryota, Metazoa, Chordata, Mammalia, Primates, Cercopithecidae. The transcript is spliced from 5 exons. Bases 908 to 1516 code for a protein of 202 amino acids.